GGCACAUAGGAGACGUCACACUCCGGAGUGAGAGUCCAGUAAACUGAUUGCAGCAAGGAGUGAAUUCCUGGAUCGCAGAGACUUUAACCAUUUUCCAAAUGGCAGGAAGACCAUCUAAUCAUCGGAGAAAGCAGGGAGCUAACCCAAACCAACCUGAGCCUCAGGAGGGAGCUGUACUACCUGCUACUAAAGCAGCCAGUCCGAGGGGUUCACGAUCUGCAAGCCAGAGAGGAGAGGCAAAGGGUGGGAGUCCCAGCUUGGCCAGACCUUCAAAUGCAGGAAGACCUUCGAACCCAACUAAGACCAGAAACCCUGAAGCACAGAGAUCCACAAGGUUAACUACCAGAGGAGCAGAGAGCAGCAAUAAUGGUGCCAUGCGAUCCACAGUGGUUGUUGGUAGUGCCAACUCUGGAUCCAAGGCAGUGGGUAAAGCGACAGGCACCAAAAGCCAAGCUGACCAAAGGAGUCAACCUAGCAUCUCCUUCGGCUCAGCAAUGAUCAGUAAGCAGAGAGCAGCAGAGAUCGAGAAAGAGACACGGGGUCAAAGGGAAAACCGAGCCUGGUUCGAGCAGCGCAGAAACCGAAUCACAGCCUCGGUUGCGCACAAGAUUUCCCACUGCAAGUUUGUGAAUGGAAAAAGCACUGAGGUCCCUCAGUCCUACCUGAAGCCCAUCAUUGGCCUGGGCUCAAAUGUCAGCACUCCCGCGAUGAAAUGGGGGGUCCAGAAAGAGCCCAUAGCCAUCAGAAAAUAUGAGAAGCAGAAGUCUGAGAACACCAGGCACCAAAUAUCUGUUCAACCAUGUGGGCUGUUCAUUGACCCAAUGAAGGCCUGGUUGGCAGCAAGUCCUGAUGGUGUAGUGGUUGACAAGACAACCGGAGAUACCAUCAGCCUCGUCGAGGUCAAAUGCCCCUAUAAGCACAGGAAUCACACUAUCAACGAGGCUUGUAAAGACAGAAAGUUCUGCUUGGAAUGCAAUAACGGUGAAUUUCAGCUGAAGAGGGGUCAUUCUUACUUCACCCAGAUUCAGUGCCAGUUGGCGGUCGUGGGCCUCAACAAGGCCGACCUUGUGGUCUACACUGAACAUGAGAUUGCUAUUGUCCCAGUGGAAUAUGAUGAAAAGUUCUGGAAGAAUGCAGUGGACAAACUGGAAGAUUUCUACACCAGAGCAGUCCUGCCAAAAUUACAGGAACAAAAUCCGGUCUUGGCAAGUGAAGAAUGAGCCCGUGAAAUAUGCGCUAGGAUAUUUUCAGCCGCACUGAAUGUCCCUAUACUUGAAACGUUUGGACUUUUUUUUUCAAGAUGACGCUGAAAAGAAAUUUCACAGUGGCCUUUGAAAAAUUGCUAUGAUGUGAAACCAUGGAUUUUUCUGUGCUUAUUACCAGGGAACAGUUACAGAGCUUUUGUGAUGGAGAAAGUGAUAACAUUUGAGGAACUGUCUAUAUACAAUGUAUUUUAACACUGUGCUUUUGUUGAAGAAAGAGCUACAUUGUGGCCGGUUGGAGAGAGGGAAUUAGAGUAGGAGGAGAUUCAUGUGGAAUAUAAACAAUGGCAUGGAUCAGUUGGGCUGAACGACCCUGUUUCUGUGCUGUAGAUUCUGUAUAAUUCUAGGUGGUAAAACGUGAACUAUUUAACCAAAGUUGGGUUAAGCAUGAUCCUGAAUAUGGGAUGAAACUCUCCUGUGCCCUCCACCCAGAUUUCAUGAAAGAUUUCAUGUCCAAAAUGAGGAAAAUCUCCAGGCUUCUAUGAUUCCAUGAUCUUCACUAUAUCCCAUCCAGAAACAAAUAAAUGGCUAAAAGCAAAAUACUGCGGAUGCUGGAAAUCUGAAGAGUCAUACGGACUCAGAACGUUAACCCUGUUUCUCUCUCCACAGAUGCUGCCAGACCUGCUGAGUUUUUCCAGCAUUUUCAGUUUGUAAAUAAAAUGGUUAGUGCCGCAUUUGAUGUUUGUGGGAUUUUACUGUCUAUGAACUAGCUGCUCUGCUUUGUUCCUGGAAUUCUUUAAAAAUAAAGUAAAAUUGUGACUAUA
Molecule: messenger RNA, 2026 nt
Organism: Carcharodon carcharias (great white shark)
Lineage: Eukaryota; Metazoa; Chordata; Chondrichthyes; Lamniformes; Lamnidae
Exons: 2
Coding region: 99-1220 (373 amino acids)
Source: RefSeq, a predicted model, not a curated record